Chironomus riparius is the source of this 802-nucleotide messenger RNA. Lineage: Eukaryota; Metazoa; Arthropoda; Insecta; Diptera; Chironomidae. The record is from the annotation of a GenBank genome assembly.
AUGAAUUCAACACUUGAAAAUCUUCCAUCUAAAGUUCUCACAAAAAUAAUUUCGAACCUUCAAUUGAUUGAUAUAUUAAGUCUCAUGACUACAUCCGAGAUCCUGUAUAAUAUUUGCAAUUCAAAUGAUGUUUGGAAAAGCAUUUUCAAUCGAUUCUUUAAAUCAUUCUGUUCUACCGAAGACAAUACGAUGAGCAACAACAAUUUGAGAGAAUUGUGCCUUAAAAUCAUGAUUGAGAAUGAAGAUCAAGACGAAUUUCGAGAAUUUAUAAUGGGAUAUGGACGUUAUGAAGAACCUCAAUUAAGGCUGUCAAAAGCUCGUACAAAUCUUUUUCAAUGCAUUGAAUUCCACGACAUUGAAAGCGAUGACGACUCGUCAACUGAAUCUCUCUCAUCGAUUAUUAUGCAAGACUUAAUUGAUAUAAAGGAAAUCCACAAUUCUGUUUCAAGCUCAUCUAACGAAUCUCUUCAAAAUUUUCAAUUGAAUAAUUCAUCGACAACAAAUUUACUUCUUUCGCCGACAUCUUCAUCCACAUCAUUUAAUGAAAAUGUCAAAUGUCAUGAAGAUGCUUUGUCAUCAACAGAUUAUGCUCAGUCUUAUGUCAAUAAGGAUGAGGAUGAAAAUGAUUUGGGAUUUACAAGAAGUGAGUUAAUCCGAAGGCUUCAAAACUUAGUCAAGAUUGCACACAAAAAUUUUAAUGGUGACGUCAAAUCUUUAGUACCUGCAACUAAAAAUGGAAAAUUUGCGUUGCGUUAUUCUGAUGAAUAAUGAAGACAUUCACGGCAUCUUUGCAAAAAUUUAC